AUGGAAGAAAGCAAUGCCGAGUGGGCUGAGUUAACUCGGGACUGUCUCGUUAACAUUCUGUCACGACUCAGCGCAAGGGAUCAAUGGCUUGGUGCAAUAUGUCCAAAUCUUGAGGUGCUAUCAAUCAGAAAUUGCUAUGUUAGUGAUGAUUGUAUCUCUAAGAUUUCUCUUGGGUGUCCAAAUUUAAGGGAAUUGGACAUCAGCAAUUGCUCUGAAAUAACCCAUGAGUCAUUUGUGCUGCUUGGAAGGAAUUGCUUCAACCUCAAGGUUCUGAAGAGAAACAUGAGGAAUAAGUAUCGGUUUCAUCCAUCCCAACACAAUGAGGUUGUUCCCAACAAUUUUCUAAUUGCUCGUAUGCAAGAAGCCGAUUCUGAAGCUGCUGCCGUUGCUAAUUCUUUGCCACAUCUUGAGUGGUUAGAGAUUAGUUUCUUAGGACUUACAGCUAAAGGACUCAAAUCAAUAUGUCAGGGGUGUCCUAAGUCCUAA
Messenger RNA from Vicia villosa (hairy vetch), 486 nucleotides. Its product is annotated as F-box protein SKIP1-like. Lineage: Eukaryota; Viridiplantae; Streptophyta; Magnoliopsida; Fabales; Fabaceae. Bases 1 to 486 code for a protein of 161 amino acids. The transcript is spliced from 2 exons. The record is from RefSeq and is a predicted model, not a curated record.